CCACCGUCUGUAGACUGUCACCUGCCAUCGUCUCAGCAGCUGUCGUCGACGCUCUCUGCGACCGCAAGGAGAACAUCAAUUGCUCUCUCUGUGUCAGUCGCUUCUCGGCCCUGAGUUGUUCACAUCCGAUGAGAAUGGGCUGUGGCAAUUCCGACUGAUUCGCUUCACCCGUCUUCUAUAGUUGCCCAAAUUCCCGUCGCCGGAAGGAAAUGCCGUUCGGAUCGGAAAAUGGACCGGGACACUGACCUUCCGGUACCGCCCGCCCCUGUGGCCGCUAGGAAUCCCAUCCGCGGCCCAAUUACCAACCUGGAAACCACAUCUUCUUCUUCUUCCUCCUCCUCCUCCUCCGCCGAGCCGUCACUUUUCCGGCAUGUUCAAGCUGCUUUCAAGCGCCACCGCUCCCUUGGUAUAAUGCAGGCAGAUGGUAUCAGGCCCCGACGCAUGCCCCAACGACAGGCAAUUAGAAAUUCAUCUGCCAAUGUGAUGCCCACGAUCAACACCGGCUCGCAUGAUGUCACUUCCUUGAGUCAGGAUCAAACUGCAAUGAAGAACCCAGAUGCGAGUGUUCGAGAUAUGCAGGAAGAUUUAUCAGUUACACCUCCUUCCAUUUCAGAAACCAUAUGUAAACCUUAUGAUCAUAAUUUCAAGUCACUCGAGGCACAGAGAGAACAGCCAAAACGUGCAGUUCAUUUUAAGGACUAUUGCUCGAUGCCCCUGUCAGCAUCUCAUGUGGAGCCUAAACAUGAUGUUACGAAAAGAAGCGAACAAUUCGGUGUAACUAAGACCGGUACUACCCAGGGGCCAGAUGAUCAAGUGGCCAAUGUAUUGGACAACUUGUCUUCUCACUUGAAUUCACUUGCAUUGACAGAAAUGGAGUGGGAUGUAUGCAAUCGAGUUGAAGUAUUAAAUGUUAUCCAUGAUGAACCCAAGCAUCUCAACUUUCAGAACCUGGAUUAUGAUGCCAGUGGCAAGUCUGAUGCUGCCUUCUCGUUUUCAUCAAACGGAGCAAUUGCUAUCAAGGAUCAAUUGCCUCAAUGGAGAAACUUUUUAAGUCAACCGGCCACUCAAUCUUCAGUUGUAGGUACAACAUGUGCCACCACAACAUCUGUGCAUUCUACUUCCGCACCAAUGCUAAAUUCCACAACCUACAGUUCACAGCCACUUCUCGAUUGUGGUUCUCAUGCGGCAAUUGAACCCCCGAGAGAAGGUCAUAUGAGUUCUCAGCGUGCAGCUGAAGGAAAUUUGGAGGAUUCUUCAAAUUCCUUGGUGAAGGGCACAAGUAGGAUGUUAAUUGACAAUGCAGCCAUUUCUAUCCAAUCUUCUAGCUGUGUAAUGGACGCAAAAGUUGAGGAACAUCAGCGGCUUCGGGAUCAACAGAAGGCCCAAAAGGAAAGUGUGGUUCUGGGUAAUCCUUUUCAUGUUGACGAAAAGGGGAAUAAGGAGGGACAACCAUCUGGUUCUGUUGCUAAUGUGCACUUUGAGAGCCAGGUUUCUGUGAACCCCUCAUUAGAUGUAAAGUUGGAGAAAAAUGGAAAUCAAGAAAAGGUUACUAGCCGCACUGGCACAUCAGGUCCUCGUAAGAGAAAUAGUGACCCUGAUGCAUUUUUUGUAGUUAAUGGUACGCGCUAUCAGAAACUUGGUAAGAUUGGUAGUGGUGGAAGCAGUGAGGUUCACAAAGUAAUUUCUGCUGAUUGUACAAUCUAUGCACUCAAGAAAAUCAAACUGAGAGGACGUGAUUAUGCAACAGCAUACGGGUUUUGUCAGGAAAUUGAGUAUCUAAACAGACUAAAGGGAAAGAACAACAUCAUACAGCUGAUAAACUAUGAGGUGACAGAUAAGAAAUUGCUACAAGAUGUGAUCAAUGGCUCCAUCAGUAACAAGGAUGGCAAAGUCAAGGAUGAUGCAUGUAUAUAUAUGGUUCUUGAGUAUGGAGAAAUUGAUUUGGCUCACAUGCUGUCCCAGAAAUGGAAGGAAAUGGAUGACUCAAGUCAGACUAUAGAUCAUAAUUGGCUUAGAUUUUACUGGCAGCAAAUACUUCUUGCUGUUAAGACCAUCCAUGACGAGCGCAUAGUGCAUUCUGACCUGAAGCCAGCCAAUUUCCUUCUUGUUAAAGGUUCUCUAAAGUUGAUUGAUUUUGGCAUUGCCAAAGCAAUCAUGAGUGAUACAACCAACAUCGUGAGGGACUCACAGGUUGGUACUCUUAGCUACAUGUCCCCCGAGGCAUUCCUGUGCAACGAGUUAGACGCGAAUGGAAACGUCAUAAAAUGCGGCCGAUCAUCAGACAUUUGGUCCCUCGGCUGCAUACUGUACCAAAUGGUAUACGGGAGAACGCCCUUUUCCCAGUACAAAGCCUUCUGGUCGAAAUUGAAAGUCAUAACUGACCCGAAUCAUGAGAUAACUUAUGAACCCGUCUCCAAUCCUUGGCUACUUGACCUCAUGAAGAAGUGUCUCACUUGGGAUCAACACAAAAGGUGGAGGAUCCCUCAGCUACUAAAACACCCCUUCCUCGCUCCCCCGGCUGCUGCUCCUGCUCCACAGCCUUCAUUGUCUGAGCAACAGGGCUUUAAGCUGCUUCAACUUGUUGCUGAAGCCUGCUCUGGCGACCACGAGGCCGCUACGUUCUGCAGCGAACUCCAACAGUUGCUGAGUGCUCCAGUGGCUCCUGAGUUGUUGACAUCACGGGCUCAACAGCGUAGCGUGCUUGGUAACAUGACCAGGCUUUGCGGCAAGAUUGAGGAAUGCUUGAUGAAACUGGAGAAAGACUAGAGGUUUGUUUAUAGAGCUUUUUGUUGUCCUGUUUGUAUAUGGAAGUGAAAAGGCAAAAUGUAUUGAUGUUCUACUUCUACCAUCAGUCUAUCUAUCUUCUCCGUUCGCUUAUGAUUUUUGUUUAUGUAUAUGAAUACCUCUAAGGGGCUUGUGUUUUCUGGUUCCCUUUUUUUGCCUCAUGUUAUUGAAUCCCC
This is a messenger RNA of Linum tenue, 2960 nucleotides long. NCBI's taxonomy places the organism in Eukaryota, Viridiplantae, Streptophyta, Magnoliopsida, Malpighiales, Linaceae. The record is from the annotation of a GenBank genome assembly.